Molecule: messenger RNA, 1571 nt
Organism: Homarus americanus (American lobster)
Lineage: Eukaryota; Metazoa; Arthropoda; Malacostraca; Decapoda; Nephropidae
Product: transcription factor HES-4-like
Biological process (GO): regulation of neurogenesis; regulation of transcription by RNA polymerase II; anterior/posterior pattern specification
Cellular component (GO): nucleus
Molecular function (GO): RNA polymerase II cis-regulatory region sequence-specific DNA binding; protein dimerization activity; DNA-binding transcription factor activity, RNA polymerase II-specific
Source: RefSeq, a predicted model, not a curated record
GCCACGUGUGGUGGACGUGCGCACCCUCCUGAGACACGCGACAGGGUACUGCAGAAGUGUGUCGUCAUUUCUCAUCGCAACACUCUUUGAUGUAACGUCCCACUUGGAUCCAUAAGCCAGUGCCUUUGUAUUCUUGAUAUUUAUAUACAUAAUCACGUCAGGCACACGGAAUCUGAUGGAAUUUAAUAAGAUGCGGUGAAGAAGCGAGUGUGAUAGUACAGCGAACUGAGUUAAAUAAUUGUCAUGUGCACUUCACCUGACUCCACCAUGGCAGACACCCCCAAGACAAGAAGGAGCAACAAGCCCUUGAUGGAGCGCCGCAGGAGGGAGAGGAUCAACCACUGCCUCAACGAGCUCAAGAACCUUGUCCUCACCGCCCAAAGGAAAGACAGUCUUGUUGCUUAUAGAGGAAGCCGACGCGAUAUCGGAAAAGGCAGACAUUCUGGAGAUGACGGUGCGGCACGUACAGGCACUACACCGCCAGGAGAAUUCUACUCCCCACCACCUACGGACUCCACUGCCAAGUACCGUGCAGGCUUCACCCAAUGCGCCGAGGUCAGCAGGUUCCUCUCUGGCCUCAAUGAUUUCCCUGACCUCCAGGCCCGCGUUCUCUCACACCUUAGUUCCACCACCACUUCAGAACCCGCCAACGUAAAACCAAGAACAGAAAUGGACGAGGUUCCAAUACCAACCGCUUCACCACAGCAGGAGUUGCCGACCGGGGUGCCACUGGUGCAGACACGCCUGGUAUCGAGUCAGCUGGCACUGGUGUUGCCUUCUUGGGCCGCCAUUUCUUCCAGAAACAGUUCCCCGACAAAUGCCACGUCCCCAGAGGCAGGAGGCGCACCUUCCUCCCCUGAGUCGGCCCGGAGCAGUCCACAAGGAGCGCCCGACUUUCCAAAGGACUGCGCUAGCCCUGAAACUUACACAAGAAUUGCUCGCCCAGCAUCCUCUUGCUUAGAAUCGUCAUUUGACCACUCCAUCCCUCCCGAGGUCGCUGUAGGUCACCAGCCUGACCCUCAGGUGGCCCCACUUGACCUGGCUACACCCCAUCGUCGUAUCGGCGUUGUAGCACCGACGCCGCCCAUACAGCAAUCCUUCACGGUGGCUGUGGGUCUGACACGCUCACCCCCGACACUUAAACCUAAGGCUACUGUCUUACCAAGACUAGUUGUCACUCCGGCAAUCCAGCGACCAACAAAAUACGUCUCUUUGCCCUCGGUGGCCCCCUAUCAGUGCAGGCUAUGCCCCUACCCAGCUCACUAUCACCAGCAGAACCCUCAUUGGCGCCCCUGGUGAACUUAGGCCCUUCACUGUUAGUGGUCGUGUAACCCAUUGUUAACUCAGAUUCUAUAUUUAUAUAUUCAAACCUGCCAUCAGUGCCUUUGUAAUUCUGUACCUGACCUAAGGACAAGGUAUGUUUGCAUUAUAACACAACAUUUUCGUUACAUCUUCUAAUUGGAAAAUAAAUAAAGUAGUACUGUUCCUAAGUCUAAUGGUUCUGUGAUAUGAAUAGUGCAUACUGUUGGUGGCUGUGUUUGUAAGAGAGACAUACAGUAUACCAUCCAUUU